GAGAGGUGUCGAGCGGGGCGUCGCUCAGGCCGGAUGAAGAGAAUCCGAGGGGGAAGUUUGGUGGUUGUUGCCUGGGGCUGUGAGAGGAAACAAGGGGAGUGCGGGGGGAACUGCCCCCCCCUUAGGCCGUUGCUAUGGGCAACCGAGGAAUGGAAGAGCUGAUCCCCUUGGUGAACAAGCUGCAGGAUGCCUUCAGCUCUAUCGGGCAGAGCUGCCAUCUCGACCUGCCGCAGAUUGCUGUGGUGGGUGGACAGAGCGCGGGCAAAAGCUCCGUCCUCGAGAACUUUGUCGGUCGAGAUUUCCUGCCCCGUGGCUCUGGAAUUGUUACCAGGCGGCCUCUUAUCCUUCAGCUCAUUUUCUCUAAAACAGAAUAUGCAGAAUUUUUGCACUGUAAAUCCAAGAAGUUUACAGAUUUUGAUGAAGUUCGACAGGAGAUUGAAGGAGAAACAGACAGAGCCACUGGAACAAACAAAGGAAUCUCUCCCAUUCCCAUUAACCUGAGAGUAUAUUCACCACAUGUGUUGAAUCUGACCUUGAUUGACCUUCCGGGUAUCACUAAGGUGCCAGUGGGUGACCAACCCCAAGACAUUGAAUACCAGAUCAAAGAUAUGAUUCUGCAGUUCAUUAGCAGAGAAAGCACCUUGAUUCUUGCGGUGACUCCAGCCAACAUGGAUUUGGCCAACUCAGAUGCACUCAAAAUGGCUAAAGAAGUUGACCCUCAAGGCCUACGGACAAUUGGAGUGAUAACUAAGCUAGACCUAAUGGAUGAAGGCACAGAUGCCAGAGAUAUCCUGGAGAACAAACUCUUACCUUUGCGCAGAGGUUACAUUGGAGUUGUGAACCGGAGCCAGAAGGACAUCGAUGGUAAGAAGGACAUCAGAGCAGCACUGGCAGCUGAGCGCAAGUUCUUCCUUUCCCAUCCUGCUUACAGACACAUGGCAGACCGCAUGGGCACCCCCCACUUGCAGAAGGUCCUCAACCAGCAAUUGACAAACCAUAUACGGGAAACACUACCAUCUCUACGCAGCAAACUCCAGAGUCAGUUGCUCUCAUUAGAAAAAGAAGUGGAAGAAUAUAAGAAUUUUCGCCCUGAUGACCCUACACGGAAAACCAAAGCCUUGCUUCAGAUGGUCCAGCAGUUUGCUGUGGACUUUGAGAAGAGAAUUGAAGGCUCUGGAGACCAGGUGGACACACUAGAACUCUCAGGUGGAGCCAGAAUAAACCGCAUCUUCCACGAGAGGUUUCCCUUUGAGCUGGUCAAGAUGGAAUUUGAUGAGAAGGAUCUAAGGCGAGAAAUCAGCUAUGCAAUCAAAAACAUCCAUGGUGUAAGGACGGGGCUCUUCACACCUGACAUGGCUUUUGAAGCCAUAGUGAAAAAACAGAUUAUAAAGCUCAAAGAGCCCAGUUUGAAGUGUGUUGAUCUGGUGGUUUCAGAGCUGGCCAUGGUCAUUAAAAAGUGUGCGGAGAAGCUUGGUUCCUACCCUAGGCUGAGAGAAGAAACAGAAAGAAUUGUUACAACGUACAUCCGAGAACGGGAGGGGAAAACUAAAGACCAGAUUCUCUUGUUGAUUGACAUAGAGCUGUCCUACAUAAAUACUAACCAUGAAGACUUCAUUGGAUUUGCCAAUGCACAGCAAAGAAGCACCCAAGCAAACAAGAAAAGAGCAAUACCAAAUCAGGGUGAGAUACUGGUAAUCCGACGAGGCUGGCUGACCAUCAACAAUAUCAGCAUCAUGAAAGGGGGUUCUAAAGAAUACUGGUUUGUCUUGACAGCGGAGAGUUUAUCUUGGUACAAGGAUGAAGAGGAGAAAGAGAAGAAGUACAUGCUGCCUCUGGACAACCUAAAAAUCAGGGAUGUGGAGAAGGGCUUCAUGUCUAACAAGCAUGUUUUUGCUAUAUUUAACACCGAACAGAGAAAUGUAUAUAAAGACCUGCGUCAGAUAGAACUUGCCUGUGACUCCCAGGAAGAUGUGGACAGCUGGAAGGCUUCCUUUCUUCGUGCUGGUGUUUAUCCUGAGAAAGACCAAGCAGAGAAUGAAGAUGGGGCUCAGGAGAACACCUUUUCUAUGGAUCCUCAGUUGGAGCGCCAGGUGGAAACUAUCCGCAAUCUUGUUGACUCUUAUGUUGGAAUCAUCAACAAAUCUAUUCGGGACCUUAUGCCAAAGACAAUAAUGCACCUAAUGAUAAACAAUACCAAGGAUUUCAUCCAUUCAGAGCUGCUUGCCUACCUGUACUCCUCUGCAGACCAAAAUAGCUUGAUGGAGGAAUCUGCAGACCAGGCACAGCGCAGGGAUGACAUGUUGCGAAUGUACCAUGCCUUGAAGGAAGCGUUGCACAUCAUUGGCGACAUCAGUACCAGCACAGUUUCCACACCGGUUCCUCCUCCUGUGGAUGACACAUGGCUGCAGGCAGGAAGCAGUGGGCAUAGCCCGACACCGCAGCGCAGGCCUCCUUCUACUGUGUUGCCACCGGGGAGACCCCCAGCUGUGAGGGGUCCUUUGCCAGGCCCUCCACUGAUCCCAGUGCCAGCAGCAGGGCCUUCCUCUUUCGUGGCACCACCCAUUCCUUCACGCCCUGGACCGCAAAGUGCAUUUGCUGCUAACAAUGACCCUUUCUCAGCCCCACCUCAGAUUCCUUCCCGACCAGCACGUGUUCCACCCGGUAUCCCCCCAGGCGUACCCAGUAGAAGACCCCCUGCAGCGCCGAACCGACCCACCAUCAUCAGACCGACUGAGCCUUCCUUAUUAGAUUAACCAUGACCACUAUCCCGGAGGGAGGAGAGGCAGUUGCCUGUUAACUAUCUUGUGGAUGGAACUCAUGCCUACUCUGUUCUGUAAAAGAGCUCUUUGCAAGUGAUCCGCCUUAGCUAAGGCCCAGUCUUCCCAUCCUUCAGUCCCAUCUUCCUCACCUUACCGAUAGCAAAGCUACAGCAGCAGUCAGCACGGGAAGAGUGCUCUAAGUCAGUUACCUGGGAAUAGCUCUGAGAAGCCUAGCAUUCCUACUACCCUUGACCUAGAGAGGGAUUUGGUGACGAGAAUCUUCCCUGGGAAGAAGAGGAAUUGCUGUUGUUUUGUUUUUGCUCUCCUCUUAGUGGCCACACCAGCCCCAUUCCUGAUGGGAACACAGAAGAUUCUAUUUUGUGGAGUUGUUUUGCACUUUGUUGAGAAUACAGAAGAGAACUGUAGUGGAGUGAUUGGCUGGGAAUGUAAAAAAGUAAGAGAACUUGUCUUUCCAUCACAAAACAUCUGCUUUUACCAUUCAUUCUGAGUGAAGUUGUCCAUCUUGUUUUACCCCCCACCCCCACCCUGUGGAUUUGUUUGUACUAUAUAUGUAUUAAAACAUCUCCUUCAAUUGCCUUAACUCCCCCCCCCCUUUAAACUUCAAAGCAAAACUUGAUCAGUUUAUUUCCAUUUUAUACCUUGGAAGAAAAGGAAAUGAUGGAACUACAGAUAGCCAGUUUUAAAUAGUUCACUAAAUUGAAACAGGACUUAACCGAACAGAGUUGUUAGAAAGAGGAAGGCACUGGAUUAUUUUUGGGCCUAUCAUAUAAUGCUGAUUAAAUGUAUUCAUGUACCAUGCUACCCUCUGCACAACAAGGGCUUAUGCUUAAACGGAAGGAGUGCCGUUUGAUCCAGCUUACCAGUUUGUGGCCUGGAUAAGCAUGGUUGGUGUGCUACGCCACUAGGGCACCCAGGUAACCAGUUGCAGGGAAGUUCGUCAUUUCAACAUGGCUUGGUUGACUGUGCCCUUUUGUAGCUGGCUUGGUCACAAAGAAGGGGUGGUGAGAAAGAGCUGAGGAGAGAGAGAUCAUCAAAAUUGCAGUUGUCUGCAUGAAUCGCUUCUGUGGAGAGCUUUUCCCUCUCUGUUCAGAAGACUGAUUUUUCUCUAUGCAAUGAACUCAUUGUGUUUGUGGCUGCAACUUACCUCUGCAUCUAGGUUGAGGGAAGUUCUUAAUUGCAAAUUAUGUUCAGAAAUAGAUCUCAUGAUUCCAUUGCUGAGAAGUCCCGCAGAAGCUCCCAAAGGAGUCUCUUCUCUCAGAGGAGGUUUUGUGGCUGAUGGCUGUUCUGUCUCUGGAACUGUGUUACCGCUCUGAGAGUUAGUGGGCAACGUUGGCACCUUCCCAACAGGUCUAGUAAAGCACUCUGCCCUCCCUGGGCUGUGGUUGUAUAUAUUUCUUCUGUAUUAAUAUUUGUAUAAAUCCUAGAUUUUUAAAAAAUCAACACUUAAUCCUCCCUGCCCCAAAGUGUCCAAGCGUGUCAGGGAUACCUCACCCUUCCUGAGAUAAGAUGUAAGGAAUAGCAAUACACACACCAUCUGCCUUAAGUGUUUCUUCCAGUGGGUUCUUCCCUUUGUACCUAAAUUGGAGCAGUCACUGCUUGCUUUAUGUCCUGGGUGAUAGGACCCUUCCCAGAUGGUGCUAACUUCCUUUGUGCCUUUACUGCUUGAACUCUAUGCCGUUUUGCCCUAAUAAUCAAUGUUGCCUUCUCACAAACGAUCCCUUGUCUCUGAAGCCACUAGCAACAGUUUUGUCUCCUUCUUAUCAGUGCAUUGCAUAAACUCCCACCACUUACACCUACUGGUUACUUCUCCAAAAGAUGGCAUUUGCUUGGUAGCAUGGAUUCCUACUGCCAUUCAUUUUGAUCUGGUUUGCUUCCUCUCGACUCUUCUUGCCAUGUGUAAAGAUGCUAUGGCGCCUUCGUUCCUUCAUCUUUAGAUGAAAAAAGUUCCCAGUAGUUUGGGAUAAGUGCCUCCAUUAUGUAUCCUAUUAAUAAUCUAAAAUAAAGGGAAUUCUGCUGGUGGAAAGUC
This is a messenger RNA of Pogona vitticeps (central bearded dragon), 4806 nucleotides long. RefSeq names its product dynamin 2 (gene DNM2). Gene Ontology annotation, cellular component: plasma membrane; microtubule; cytoplasm. Lineage: Eukaryota; Metazoa; Chordata; Lepidosauria; Squamata; Agamidae. Gene Ontology annotation, molecular function: GTP binding; microtubule binding; GTPase activity. Gene Ontology annotation, biological process: synaptic vesicle budding from presynaptic endocytic zone membrane; receptor internalization. The record is from RefSeq and is a predicted model, not a curated record.